This is a messenger RNA of Tarenaya hassleriana, 1132 nucleotides long. RefSeq names its product peroxidase N. Lineage: Eukaryota; Viridiplantae; Streptophyta; Magnoliopsida; Brassicales; Cleomaceae. The transcript has 4 exons. Gene Ontology annotation, molecular function: peroxidase activity; heme binding. Bases 37 to 1023 code for a protein of 328 amino acids. The record is from RefSeq and is a predicted model, not a curated record. Gene Ontology annotation, biological process: response to oxidative stress; hydrogen peroxide catabolic process.
UUCCCUUAAGCAAAUUAACCAUAGCUAAAACCAACCAUGCAGAAGCAAGCUAAACUCUUGUUUGGUGUCGUAACACUGUUUGUUUUAUGUUUAGGGGGCAGGGCACAGCUAAACCCUUAUUUUUACGCUCAGUCGUGUCCGAAUCUCUUCCAAGUUGUCCGGAAACAAGUCAUGACUGCCCUCAAAGCCGAGAUUCGAAUGGCCGCUUCCCUCAUUCGCCUCCAUUUCCACGACUGUUUCGUUAACGGUUGCGAUGCAUCGAUAUUGCUUGAUGGAAACAAUGGAGAGAAAUUCGCGAUUCCAAACGUGAAUUCGGCUAGAGGAUAUGAAGUGAUCGAUAGUAUCAAAACCGCUGUUGAAAACGCUUGUCCUGGCGUUGUAUCUUGUGCCGACAUUCUCGCGAUAGCUGCUCGGGACUCGGUCCUAUUGAGUGGAGGGCCUUCAUGGAGAGUGCCGUUGGGAAGAAGAGAUGGAUUGGUCGCAAACCAAAGCAGUGCAAACAAUCUUCCAUCUCCCUUUGAUCCCUUAGAUGUUCUUAUUUCCAAGUUUCAAGCCGUUGGACUUAACAUUACCGACGUUGUUGCUUUAUCAGGAGCACACACAUUCGGACAAGCAAAGUGUGAUCUCUUCAGCAACAGGCUCUUCAACUUCUCCGGCACUGGAGCUCCGGACACAACCCUCGAGACUACAGUGUUGUCCGAUCUACAAAGCUUCUGUCCGGUGGGUGGCAACGGGAACCGCACAACUUCGCUGGAUCGAAACUCGACGGAUCUUUUCGACAACCAUUACUUCAAGAACAUUCUGGAAGGAAAAGGGCUUCUGAGCUCUGAUCAAAUUCUCUUCUCCAGUGACUUAGCCACGAACACAACUAAGAGCCUUGUUGUGGCUUACGGUUCCAACCAAACCUUGUUCUUUAUGGAUUUCACGAGCUCCAUGGUCAGAAUGGGGAAUAUUAUGAAUCCUGUAAAUGAAUCAAAUGGGGAGAUUAGGAAAAAUUGUAGGGUCAUUAAUAACUCGUCUUGAACUUUUUCACGCUAUCUUCUUAAGUUCAUCAAUCGACGUCUUGCAGUUUGAUGGUAUGGUUAGUAGUGUGUAAUAAUAAUAAAAAUAAUAAGAUGGGUGUUUGGGUCUU